Ostertagia ostertagi is the source of this 498-nucleotide messenger RNA. NCBI's taxonomy places the organism in Eukaryota, Metazoa, Nematoda, Chromadorea, Rhabditida, Trichostrongylidae. The record is from the annotation of a GenBank genome assembly.
AUGGCUGGUUCUGCUCCGUGCUCGAACUGCAACCGCAUGCUGGUGACAAGUGUACCACCUGGCUACAGUUACGGCUUCCUCACAAUGAAUACCUACUACACGGGCGUGUGCGUCAACGUAGCCCUCUCUUGCUCGGCACCAGAUCUUUGUCUCCGAUGUGGCUCUGAUAAGCUCAAGCGAUCAGCAGCUAGUACGAAUGCCUGCAGUGCCCUCCCUGAUUCUCUGGCUGCUCUAGAAUCAAGUAAAUUGAAAUCGAUACUGAAGCCAGAUGCUAUAAGUUGGUUUAUAGAUGCAAAAGGUAGUAAUAGGUACGACGAAUCAAACAAAAAGUCCUAUCUAUUAACUAAAUUUAUACUAUCAACGACGGCUUCAUGUUCAUUGUCAACUUGGGCCGAAUGGAGAGAAUGGUCGGAUUGUUCUGACACUUGCGGUUCCUGUGGCACUAGACAGAGGUUCAGAGCCUGCAACAAGUCAAGGCCAGAUUGUCUGUGUGAAGGG